GGUGAGAGGGAAAAAGCUUGCUUUUUAUGAAACAUUUACCGCAUUUUGAGAAACAAGUCAGUAAAGCCAGCAAAAAGCUAAUGUCUUCAGAAAUGCCAACAGAGAGUCCAGAGGUGCCAACAGAAAAUAUCGUGCCCACGGAGGUUCCUGAUGUGGGAGGAAAGGUGAAAUCAAAUGACAGUCAAGUAGAGAGACAGGAGGCAGGCUCAGACAAGGCACAAUGCCUUGAACCCAUGUCCAAGAGGCAAAGGAAGAAACUGUUGAAGCAGAAACAGUGGGAAGAACAGAAAGAUCUACGCAGACAGAAACGAAAAGAAAAACGCCAGAAGAGAAAACUAGAGCGUCAGUCAAAAUUGGAUUCCAGUAACGAAGGGAAUGACAGAAAGCGUAUGCGAAAGGAAGUGAUUCCUAGUACGCUUCGCCUCGUUGUGGACUGCAGCUUUGAUGACUUGAUGGUGCUAAAGGAUGUUAAGAAGCUUCACAAGCAAAUUCAGAGAUGUUAUGCAGAAAACCGCAAAGCGUUUCAUCCUGUGCAGUUUUACUUGACCAGCCAUGGGGGACAGUUGAAGAACAACAUGAAUGAAAAUGACAAAGGAUGGGUGAACUGGAAGGAUAUCCAAAUUAGAACAGAGCACUAUAGCGAGCUAAUAAAGAAAGAAGACCUAGUGUAUCUUACCUCAGAUUCCCCGGACAUUCUCAGUGAGCUUGAUGAGAAGAAAGCCUACGUAAUUGGAGGUCUGGUGGAUCACAAUCACCACAAGGGAAUUACUUACAAAAGAGCAGUAGAGCAGGGAAUUGGUCAUGCACAACUCCCUCUUGGAAACUUUGUGAAAAUGAACAGUCGGAAGGUGUUAGCAGUCAAUCAUGUGUUUGAGAUCAUCCUUGCAUACCUGGAGAAGAGAGAUUGGAAGGAGGCUUUUUUCAGUGUCUUGCCACAGCGGAAAGGGGCUGUUCCUUUGGGAGAAGCCAAUGAUUCAUCCAAACAUGCUCUCUCUGAAAAAGAAGAUGAAGACAAUGACUCGGACAGCAACUAGGCUUCAGGAUGAGAUGGGAAAAAUGAGACAUGCUGUUCAUGGUAUAAAAUUGGGACACAAAGUAGUUAAACCCUGAAGACAAUCUGCUGCCCUUGAUAUACUGAAUUAUCUCAAUGCUCAGUAGUUACGUAGCUGGCCCAGAACUGGACAGAAAGGGUAAAGAUAAAUGCUUUUUUUUACCCUGAAACUUCCAUAUUAGUAGCUUUUUAAAAAUAAAUUAAUGGCAGAAAUUAUUUUGUUUCCUAAGGAAGCUACUUUAUUUAUUUUUUGUUUUAUUAUACAUGUGAAGUUGGGUGUAUUACCCAGAAGCCUAAAGCAUUAGUAAUUACUGUUUUAUGCAUGCAUUCUUGUCCAUUCCCACUCUAAUGUUUCUUAAAAGCAGUGUACAAUAAGAGCUCAUAUGACCUCAAAUCUUGUAGCAGUAGUGCCUGUUGCAAAAUGUGUAUGAUCACUCAAAAAAAAUUUUUUUUCUACUUUUCCUGAGGAUCUCAACAGACAAUCACAAGCAGCUGAAGCCACACUGACUGAUUUAUACUCCUGUGUUCAGCUGGUUGGGGUCAAGCCAAUACUUUAGUUUGAAUGGGAUGAGUGCCUGCACACGUGCAGAUUUGGUGGCUUGGUUGGCACACAGUACUUGUUAUGUUGAAAUGGCUCAAUUACUUUUGAUUAUUUAUUAUACUCUUAGCAAAACCUAUCCUGCAGUCUCAAAACAAUACCAGGAGACAGCCCAAGAGUACCAGUGUCUUGCAAGUUGCUUGUUCUUCAGUUUUAGUAUGACUGUGUACCACAAUGUUGUAUUAAUUGCAUUUUCUGCCAAAUAAUUUUCCUUCAAAAAAAAAAAAAACCCACUAUUAACCUCUUUUUCAGUCUUGAGUAGAAGCUCUGAUCCAACUUACUUUUUAAUUGACUUCAGUGCUUUUGCAAAGUAAUGGAAUAGACAUCUUGGGAAGUGUGACUUCAUUUCAUGCCUGUGAGGCUGUCCCAUGCCUUUCUUUUGUAGGGACUAGCCAGGCAGCUGCAGUGAGCGCUUUGGAACGUGAACAAGCGUGCGCUGAUUCUAGGUUGAAGCAGCUUUCACACAGGUUGGCUGAAGAGUAUAAAACCAAAUCAUGACAACUGUUCAUCUCUUCUCAGCUGCAAUCAAGAGGGUGCUAUAAAUAUGUAUCUAUAUAUGGCUUAUAUCCAUCUCUAGUCCUCUCUCUUAUUGCUGCUUGCAAAUUGAAAACAGAAGUGGGAUCCCUGUAGGUAUUUGCAUGGUCCAUAAAGGGUUGGUAACAAACUAGUCAUGACUUUACAUACUUAGUGCGCUGCUUCCUAUGCUUUUUAAAUAAGCAUUGUCAAGUUUUAUCUGUUGAAAGCAUGGGCUGCAGAUUAGUUUUUUGCUAUGCAAAAGUGUGAUUGCUUUUGUUGCAGAAACUAGAUCACCUUUUGCACAAAAGCACAACUGUUUUUUUUUGUUGUUAAAGAAAUAUAAACAGUGAAAGUAUACCAACCAUUUAUUCCACUGAUUCUCUGAUAAUAAAUGUGGCAAGUGAUUAAAUUACAAAGAGUUACACCCUUACAGCUGAGGUACUGCAUGUUCGUGCACGUAGCACCUAUUA
Struthio camelus australis is the source of this 2635-nucleotide messenger RNA. NCBI's taxonomy places the organism in Eukaryota, Metazoa, Chordata, Aves, Struthioniformes, Struthionidae. The record is from RefSeq and is a predicted model, not a curated record.